Molecule: messenger RNA, 1071 nt
Organism: Eucalyptus grandis
Lineage: Eukaryota; Viridiplantae; Streptophyta; Magnoliopsida; Myrtales; Myrtaceae
Product: class V chitinase-like
Exons: 2
Coding region: 1-1071 (356 amino acids)
Biological process (GO): carbohydrate metabolic process; chitin catabolic process
Cellular component (GO): extracellular region
Molecular function (GO): chitinase activity; chitin binding
Source: RefSeq, a predicted model, not a curated record
AUGGCGGACGAAGGCAAAAUCGCCUGUCUCAUCAUCUUUUUCCUCUGUCUCCGCCCAUCUUCGGAGGCACAAACGUGGGUCAAGUCCGGUUACUUCUAUGCCGACAGCAAAAUCCCGAUCUCGGACAUCGAUUCCUCUUUGUUCUCUCACCUCAUAUGCGCUUUUGCUUACAUCCACUCUUCGACCUAUCAGCUCUCCGUCAACUCCUCCACCGAGCAAUUCUUCUCCACCUUCACGAGCACCGUGAAACGCAAGAAUCCUUCGAUCACCACUCUGCUAUCAGUGUGGGCAGCAGCGUGGGCAGGCCGAGAGGAUCCUUCAGCUUUCGUUUCGAUGCUCAGUGAGUCUUCUUCAAGAAGGUCCUUUAUCGAGUCUACCAUAGAAAAGGCAAGGCUUUAUGGGUUCAGUGGGGUUGAUCUCUGUGGGGUCUUGCGCAGUGGGAGCAUUAACGUGACCAAUUUGAGUGCCCUUUUGCGGGAGUGGAGAGAUGGAGUAGAUGCCGAAUCAAGAAAAUCUGGGAAACCUCAGUUGCUGCUAGUAAUGGCUGUGUAUAGUCAACCCAUUUUUAACUCCGUGAGUUACCCAAUUGAUUCAAUUCAGAGAAAUUUGGACUGGGUUCACCUAAGUGCGUAUGAUUACCAUCUCCCCACCAGGGAAAGAUUUGCUCUCCCUCACGCAGCUUUAUUUGACCCAGCAAGCCCGAAGAACACAGACUUCUGCAUCACUUGGUUGCUGACUAGAGGAUUUCCCGCAAGAAAGCUGGUUCUGGGCUUGCCCUACCAUGGCUAUGCUUGGCAGCUCGAGGAUUCGAGCGCCGAUGCCAUUGGCCAUCCAGCGGUGGGGCCUGCUGUGACGAUGGAUGGGUCAUUUGGAUACAAGGCUAUAAAAUCUUAUAUCCGAGAUUUCGGUUAUGGAGCCAAUCCUGUUUAUAAUGGUACAUAUGUGGUGAAUCUUUUCAGAAAGGGAUUGGUAUGGAUCAAUUUCGAUGGUGUGGAGGCCAUCCGUGCCAAAGUAACUUAUGCCAAGGAAAAAGGGGCUCCUUGGUUACAAUGUGUUUCAGGUCAACAAUGA